AUGGUUCCCCGCACCGCUCUACUCACCACGUCAACCAAUCGGAUCAAAUUAGCAGCUACAUAUAAUCCAACUUCUACCACGCUAUAUAUCGACCAAAUUUACAACGAUAUAAGAGAAUUAGCUCAUGGUGGAUUUGGAACUGUGUACAAAGCAACUCUUCGGACGACAGGAAAAAAGUACGCCAUUAAAAAGUUCAUGGAGGACAAAUCAGCAUUAGAUAAAUGGAUGGAGGUGAAGAAUAAUGAGAAGGUGGGUGACCACCUUUAUUGUACUCAUUAUUUUGGCGCAUGGAAGCAAAUGAAGGACAUAUAUAUGUGCCUUCAAUUGUCCCAGAUGAGUCUGCACGAUUUCGUGAAGGACAACCCAUUUCAGGAAAUGUUGUUAUGGGAUGUCCUCCAUGAUGUAGGCCAAGCCCUCCAUUAUCUACAUGUAGACAAAAAAUACGUGCAUCAUGAUAUUAAAUCCAAGAAUAUUCUGAUCCACGGAAAUUUUUUCAAACUGGCCGAUUUUGGCUUGAUGGAGGACUUUAGUAAGAUGUAA
Molecule: messenger RNA, 540 nt
Organism: Diabrotica virgifera virgifera (western corn rootworm)
Lineage: Eukaryota; Metazoa; Arthropoda; Insecta; Coleoptera; Chrysomelidae
Product: membrane-associated tyrosine- and threonine-specific cdc2-inhibitory kinase-like
Exons: 3
Coding region: 1-540 (179 amino acids)
Biological process (GO): protein phosphorylation
Cellular component (GO): cytoplasm
Molecular function (GO): ATP binding; protein serine/threonine kinase activity
Source: RefSeq, a predicted model, not a curated record